Messenger RNA from Morus notabilis, 2074 nucleotides. RefSeq names its product protein gamma response 1. The transcript has 3 exons. The record is from RefSeq and is a predicted model, not a curated record. The coding region runs from base 109 to 2031 and encodes 640 amino acids. Lineage: Eukaryota; Viridiplantae; Streptophyta; Magnoliopsida; Rosales; Moraceae. Gene Ontology annotation, cellular component: site of double-strand break. Gene Ontology annotation, molecular function: flap-structured DNA binding; single-stranded DNA binding; double-strand/single-strand DNA junction binding. Gene Ontology annotation, biological process: double-strand break repair via homologous recombination; DNA double-strand break processing involved in repair via single-strand annealing.
CUGAAGAGAAAUCAGGAAAACACCGAACUGCCUUCGCUACUUUAAUUAGAGAUUUUUUCUCUGCGUUUUCUUUUCCACCUCUCCCCAAAAAUUGCUUGUAAGCCGAAGAUGGAGGAACAGCUUCAAAACUCUCCAAAACUAGGUUCUCCCACUGAAAAUGAUGAUCUGAAGUACGUCUCCGGGCUUAGUACCAUACUGGUUGCCACAAUUCAGGAAGCAAAAGACAGAAUCUCUCAAAUUGAAUACAUAUUCUGCAGUCAGCUCUACCCAAAUUUCCAAUCAAAAACUAAACUCAUGCAGAAAGUUUCUGAGGCCAGGAGAGCAGCAGAUAUUGAAUGGAAAGAGAAGGAGAGUGAUCUCUUAUUCCAAAUAGAAAGACUCAACCUUGAAAAGCAACAAACACUUGAGGAGAACCAGUCUCUGAAGCUUGAGAAAGCAAGGAGUGCAAAGGAACUAGGAGACAAGAAUUGUGAAUUACUAGCCAGAUUAGAAAGUAAGCAACAUAAAGUCGAAAAGCUGGAAUUGAACCUUCGACAGAAGUCCAAGGAAAUUGAUGAGGGAAUGAAAUUGCGAAAUAGCUUACUCGAGUUGAUUCAUUUGAAAGCCUCUGAGACUGUCAACAAAGAAAAACAACUGAAAGAGUAUGAAGAAAAGACGGAUGUUCUUCUUUCAGAACUGCAUCACCUGGAGAAAAAGGUUGAUGAGCUCCAAGAGGAGCUCAGAGAAAAGAUUGGAGAAGUAGACAAAGGAAAUGAAAUAAAAGCAAACUUAUUCAAGAAGAUUGAAUCACUGGCUUUAGAGAUAAUGAAUUUGCGUGAUCAAGAAACGGAGAAAAAAGUACUUGCAGGUAAGCUGGAACGUUUGGAAGGAGCAGUUUGUAAUCUCCAAAAAGAACUCGAGGAAAAGCCUGAAGAAGUUGAGGGAAGGAGGCCGCAACACCAUUUACAUCAGAAAACAAAUUCUAAUCGGUUUGAAAGGUUGAAGACAUUGGAGGAGAGCGAGAAAGAGAAAAAACUGCUUCCGGAGAAAAUAAACGGCUUGGAGGAGAAAGUUAAUGAACUUCAGGCGGAUCUCAGAAGCAGGAAAAAUGAGAUGACUAAAGCAAGCGAUUUGUACAAGAAGUCACUUGAACAGAUUGAAUUAAAAACAUCUGAGUUACUAGUCGAGAAGAAGAAAAGGAGGGAUGUCAUUAAUGCUUACAAAACGCUUAAAUCACAAUACAAUUAUCUGUGUGGAAAGUUGGGUUUUACUAAGGAAAGUAUGCUCUCCCCACAGGAAUUACAAGAUGAACCUGAUUCUUUAAAUCAUAGUUGGAAUCAAAUAACUUCGCCGGAUCUUGAAGGCAAAUGUGAAGACACUUCUCUAACUGCAUGUGACGGCGACAAAGUGAAGAAAAUCACUACUGACAAUGAUUUGGAGCAAAAGAAUGGGAAUGAGGUAGUUCAAGACUCGAGCUCCCUUUCUCCGACUUAUAGUUUUCCUAUUGCGCCCAAGUGUCCUUCCACUUUGAAAUCUGCUCCACUAGUCGGUACAAAGCGGCCUGCAUCUUGCUGGAGAGCUACCAGGUCUCACCAAGGCCAAAAUGGGCAUGACCCGCAUGAUGAUUUUCUUGGCACUCCAUUGGAAAACAUCAGAGGAAACAUGAAUAAAACGAUCAGAGAAGAAUCUCGCGAUAUUCCAGUCCCAGUUCCUAAAGAUGUGAAUGUUGAUAGUUCAGAUGAUGAGACGCAGGAUGUGAGUGCUAAUCAAAAUCGACAAAAGCGUCACACGCCUGUUCGCAGUAUCGGAGGAGAAAAAGGUUUCAAAUUUGUGGAGCCUGUAAGAAAGAAAGCUGAGCGGGAGAAUUUGAAAGGAGUUGAAUGCAGGCAGUGUAAGAAGUUCUACGAUGCUGUUCUUUGCGGGGAUGAAGGUAAGGAUGGUAAUAAUAUCCGCUGUGAACACCAUGAAGGCGUUUCUAGGCAUCGGUAUAGGUAUGCUCCUCCUAUGACUCCCGAAGGAUUUUGGAAUAUCGGAUUUGAAUCAGAAAUUUAGGGUCCGUUUGGUUCAUGGAUUCAAAUCAUGUGAUUAGAAUUAU